This is a messenger RNA of Fragaria vesca subsp. vesca, 779 nucleotides long. RefSeq lists its product as uncharacterized. The record is from RefSeq and is a predicted model, not a curated record. Bases 1 to 303 code for a protein of 100 amino acids. The transcript has 4 exons. NCBI's taxonomy places the organism in Eukaryota, Viridiplantae, Streptophyta, Magnoliopsida, Rosales, Rosaceae.
AUGGAGUUGGCUCAGAAACCUAAGACAGAACAGAAGAAGAAGAAAUGGCGUGCGCUCCUCCGUCGUCGUCGUCCCAAAGUGAAGGUGGUGAAGCAGAUUCGCAGCCACGAGGUUGCAAUUGCAGAGCUCAAUGCUCUUUCACCGUCCCGGACAGUGUAUCAGAAGAAUGGGAACUUACUUUUCCGUACAACAAUCCAGAAAGCAUUAGCAUCUGAACAGAAACAACUAGAUUUGGCUAAAGCAAUCCUAGGAAAGUUGAAUACAUACGGCUUGAACUACGUUGAUGCUUCUGCAGCCGUCUAAGGAUACAUAGCGGGUGCAUUUCUUGGUGCAUAGAAUCCUGCUUUCUGAGAGUUGUGGACAUUUGCUUUCUAUUCUUUUCUCUGAGGCGCCUAAGCUUGGAAGCUCAUAAAGAUAAUUUGUAUGCUUUUCAUCCCUAUUAUACAUUAGAAAGGAAUAAAAUUAUAAGAAUGUUUCUGAAUUCCAUCUCCAUUCACAUUUUAGCAGUAAUAUUUAUUUAUAUUAGGGUUAAAAUAAAUAAGGUUUACAUUGGUUAGAGUUUUGGGAUCUAAUGGUAAGGAAGUUUCUGCCGAUGUUGGUUUGUUUUGGCAUGACAUUCCUGUACCCUUGUUUAUACACCUCAUAUGGAGUACUACCCAAUUCUUAUUAAGGACUGGUGCAGUUAGCUGAUUGACUUCUCAUCUGAUAUGUCAAUAAAUCUCAUCAAUUAGUCCUGCUGGAAGAGUCCACUUUUAUGGAUCGAGAAAACUGGUGCAGAU